Molecule: messenger RNA, 3609 nt
Organism: Leishmania braziliensis MHOM/BR/75/M2904
Lineage: Eukaryota; Euglenozoa; Kinetoplastea; Trypanosomatida; Trypanosomatidae
Exons: 1
Coding region: 1-3609 (1202 amino acids)
Source: RefSeq, a predicted model, not a curated record
AUGUCACUCCUCCGAGUCACUCAGUUCCUGACGGCCGAGGGCAAAGUACAAAUUGAGCUCACCAACACCAGCGGGCGUUCUCAGCACGCGGCGUCGCUGGACCCGUCCGAGCCACCGCAGCAAAGCAGAAACAAAGGGCACCGCGCUCGCUACGUUCCCGACCGAGAUGAUCCGUGCUCACUGAUCGUGUCGCUGCGCGCAUCGCACCCGCAGUUUUUCUACCACCGUGGGCUGCAACACAAACAACUGUUCUCCUCCAGGUCGGUGGCCUCGCCCCUGCGCGGGUCACCUUCUGGAAGUGCCGCCAUUGCCGGGGCUAGUGGCAGUCGUGGGAGCAACAGCAUGCAUCAACGCGGUCCAUCGUCUCUGUGGGGUCUCAAAGCUGUCGAUCCGGUCAUCCAAGACGUGUCACAGGAGACGUGGAGAAGCUUGGGAUUUCUGCCAGUCGCGUCGCCGGCUGCAGAAACGGUGAAGGCAGCAGCACCACAAGUGUCCUCGCCACUCUUGAGACAGAGUAGCAAUAAGGGCGGCGAUGAUGAUCGCCCGCUGCUGGUGCGCGAAGAGCUGGCGGACUGCGUCUUACUCCCUGGUGAACGGCGCACCUUCUUGCUCGAGGUGGAUACUCCGUCGGUGCUGGAACGGCUCAUGGCUCCCGUACCCCGGAAAAAAGUGCCGAUGACAUCGACAGUUUUAUCGCAACCAGAAAAUACAACACGACGAGGCUCGUGGCGCCCCCUGUCUUCCCAAGGCUCGGCCACGGCGCACGCCGGCGGCAACGACGACGAGACGGACGCCUCCUUCCGGAGAGCGCGCGGUGUAACGGGUGAGUUUCACCAAGAUAGGCACGACACCUCUGACACGGACGAGUCGAGCUCCGUCCUGCCCCUGACAGCCCGCCGCCCCGGUGGACAAGACGCCGGGGCGGCUUCUCGUGAUGAGCAACGGCGCCAAGGCCCAGACUAUCGUGGCAGCAUGCACUCAUUCACCCCCUCAGACCAGCUGAACCAGAGGCGGCAACUAUCACGUCAGCGGACACUGCCGUGGAGUCCUGACGACGAGGGUGGCCGCAAGGGUGGUGCAGUGGACCAGGCACCACCCGAGAACAGCCGGCACAACCGACGACCAGUCGGGAAUCUAGACAUUAGCAACACAGAGGACGACGAUGAGCACUCAGCGUCACAACAGCCGCUGAGCAUCAUGCGGGAGAGCAUAGCCACCCGGGAGUCGCUGGAUGCCCGUCUGCCCGCUGCCACCGCUACGGGCGUCCCCAGGCCGGCGCCAUCUGGCAGCGCAGCACGCAACUCUCGACUUGGCAGCCGUGACUACACAGUGCCUACCUCAACUAACUCUACAGCAGCUAGCGUCCUUGUCCCCUCGAACGCUAACAGGGAGGACUCUGGAAGGCUGAGUGUGCCUCCGUCCGUCGGCACUGCUGGCAGUGGUGCCACACCUUCACUCUGCAAUGGUGAGGUGGACAAGACGGCCGAUCUGGCGUAUGGUGACAAGCCCCUUGCGCAACCCUGGUUCCCGCCCGUCUCGUCGUCACAGCGCCCCACCUUUUACGUUUACUACGCACCGCUCGGGGACGAGGACAAGUGUGUUGAUGAGGCACGCCAGUGGCUGCUUAAGGAGCAGCAAGCUUACUAUCUUUGGCUGGACAAACUCGUGCGCAUUAUCGCAGAUCUGGAGCGGAGGCGCGAGCAAGGGUGGACACAGACGCGUGAUAAUACAGUUCAGUCGCCGCAUCAGCCUCUUGGCGCUCGGCGUGUGUUGCCGCCCAUACUCGGGGAGCCUGUCCGGUGGCGAACCGAUGGCGGCGGCGGUGGGACCGCGAUUGACAUGGCGCCGUCUCCCAUCACCGCCGCUACCUUUCAGUACUACUACGGCAGCAUUUCCCUAAAGGUCGUACGUCGGCCCCUCUCACAAGCCAGCAUUGGCGGUAGCAGUGCCCGUUACUCAUGGGUGAUCGGCGGCAACAGCAACGGCAGGGCUGGCGGCGGCAGGGUCGACAAGGAGGUCGUUGUGGAACUGCCGCCGUCCUUCGCGGCGACGCGGCGCAAUCGGGUCAGCAAGAAGGCGCGAAAAAUGUUCAAGGGGGAGCGCCAGGGUGCUGGGACGGUCGUACUGCCGCUUCGGGUGCAACCGCAGUCCGCAAUGCAGCCGCCACCGAAGCCAUUCACCAACGACGCGCCCUCCGUCAGUGUGAUCUCCGCCACCCAGUCGACCCUCUCCUCCUCACGCGCGUCACAAGAGAUGCGCGGCUUUUCAGAGAAGCCUGAGCCGCAGUACGGCAGCAACGUGACCGAUGCGCCGUCGUCGCGGCAGCAGUUGCGGUGGCUGCGUUCUAACAACCCCCUUACCUCACCACAGCAACACACAAUGGAGAACUCCUCCGAACUGGGGGACUAUCGUGGCAGCAGCACGCCUAUGAGUGGGAGCCAACGCGUCGAGACGGGCGGCGUGCGCCCUAACUUCAAAGCGGGAUGUGGCCUGGCGCUCCUUGAGGACUCGGCGUUAAAUCUACCACCGCCUUCCCGCAACUCGUUGGCAGACGGAACGUUCGCACUGCCACCCAAGAAUGACAACACCGGGACGCUGCUGGACUUGAAGCAGGGUUUACUCGUCCCUGGAAGCUCCAAGGUGGGUCGCACAGAAACACUUGACCCUGCCGCAGCGGAGAUGGCAGCGAUGGCCUCUCCCUCGUCCCGCUGGUCGUCGCUCAGCAGCAUCUACCACCAGAUGCACCGAAAGUUCUCCGACUCACCGGUGCAGCCGCAACCGAGGCUGGAGUCCCUUCCCCCCGCCGGAGGCAUGGCCUUCGCGGAGAACCACAUCCCGAGCAGCAGCAGUAGCGCUGAAGGGGGUGACAACGCUACUACCUCGCAUGAUGCAGCGCAGCCGAACUGCAGCAGCUCGUUGCAUCUCUCUAGUGGUGCUCCCGACAACGCCCGCAGCCCCGAAGACUCUACGAGUGUCACGGAUGCCUCGGGUGCCGUGAGCGGCGUGGGACGGUAUGGGAACACCAGCAGCAACGGUGGCCGAAAGAUGUUCUCGCUGCCCAACCUUCAGGGGGCGGCAACCGAUGGUGCUCUUACAACUACGCCGUCGGGAAGCUUCGGGGCGCAGAUCUUUCAGUCCCUCUUGGGUUUCGGCGGCAGCCCCAAGCCCGACGCAGGUGAGGAAGGCAACGCGCCAUCGCGCACGCGCGACAUUUCCUCUGCGCCGCCACAGACGCUGGCGUAUCGCCGUAGCAGCACCGGUGCUGUGAGCACCGGCAGCUUCUUGAUGCGUCGCCAGGAGCGACUGAGCCGGAUUGCCGACCAGUCGAUGAUGGCUGGUAGUCAGGUGAAGAUUGUGAUGCAGCAGCUAACGGCGACAGCGGCUGACCUCGUGCAACAGCACGGUCCACCUGCCAUGAACGGAGUCAUGAGCCUUAUGACCUUCCUCAAGGACAUCGUCUUCACCCCUGAGAACGUGAAUGCGAUGCAGGUAGUGGUGACGCCGAUGCUGAUGGGCUGCUCCUUCCUUGUGAUUGUCUACCUCCUCCUCUUCAGUGGCGAGGGCGGCGGGGACGCCCUCUCGCCAAUGGACAGCGGGGGCCUGUUAUGA